Conger conger (European conger) is the source of this 1993-nucleotide messenger RNA. Its product is annotated as homeobox protein MSH-C-like. The coding region runs from base 1 to 825 and encodes 274 amino acids. Gene Ontology annotation, molecular function: RNA polymerase II transcription regulatory region sequence-specific DNA binding; DNA-binding transcription factor activity, RNA polymerase II-specific. NCBI's taxonomy places the organism in Eukaryota, Metazoa, Chordata, Actinopteri, Anguilliformes, Congridae. Gene Ontology annotation, cellular component: nucleus. Gene Ontology annotation, biological process: embryonic morphogenesis; regulation of transcription by RNA polymerase II. The transcript has 2 exons. The record is from RefSeq and is a predicted model, not a curated record.
AUGGCCCCAUACUCUCAUAUCAUGAAUUCCAUCCAGGGGUCUCUCUCCCAAGAGAUAAAAUUGAACGAGAAGGAUGACGCGGAGAAAGAAGACAUUCGCUCAAAGGACAAGAGCGCUGCUAAAGGAUUUAAGUGCAAGUCUUUUAGUCUCCCUUUCAGCGUCGAAUCACUCAUUUCAAACAGAUCGACAUGUCGGACUCAAUAUUCUUCCUCUGAACUAGGUGUGGUUCCACCCAAGCCUGUGGCAGAACAGCCGAGGCAACAUUCUCCAAGGACAAUUUACGCAGAGCAUAACCUUUCCCCGGACAGCAUUCCAAAUGUAUCCGACUGCCCGAAGAAUGAGGGCGAAGAACUUCACGAUAGCGACCAGAGCACUUGGUUUCAGACUUCAUCGUUCGCCACUCCGACAAGAAAUUCCAGCCCACCUCCAUGUCCACUUCGGAAACACAAGAACAACAGAAAACCUCGUACGCCUUUCACUACUUCGCAGUUGCUUGCCCUGGAGAGAAAGUUUCGUCAGAAACAGUACUUGUCUAUUGCCGAGAGGGCGGAAUUUUCCAAUUCUCUAAAUCUUACAGAGACACAGGUCAAAAUUUGGUUCCAAAACAGAAGGGCCAAAGCCAAAAGGCUACAAGAAGCCGAACUGGAAAAAUUCAAACUUGCAACAAAGCCGCUCCUACCUGCUUUUGCUUUCCCUUUCCCGUUGGGAGCGCACAUGGGAUCUCCAUCGUUAUAUGGACCUUCAAACGCCUUCCCGAGGCCUACCUUACCGGUUCCUGGACUCUUCGGUGGACCUGUCACCUAUGGAAUGUAUUAUUUGUCUUAAAUAAGUGAAGCACAAUAGAGAAAAUUCAAUAUAGAGUCUUGUAUAUGGUCUCAUCUCAGCCCCUUAAGCGCAGUGAUACUGUGUGUCAUCACCUGUCAAUAUGGUUUCUCGAUUCGUAAAAAUUGUCACUCAUCAACACAGUGAAGAUAUUUUUCAACAAAAUGAUUUAUCAAGCACACUAAUAUGCUCAGUGGGUUUUCAAAAAAUGUAACUUUGGAAUGUUCCCUUUUUGCAAUUGCUUUAGGAUUAAUGACUUUACUUUUUAUUAUUUAGACAAAUGCCUUUGUGCCUCUUUUCCAUUUCAGCACCAGUCUAAUGCUUUUAUUAAGAGGGUACAAGAGUGUCAUUACCGUUUGACUGCGACGUUAUUUGUUUUGGAAGUAAAUGUGGUACUAAGAUGCAGGAAAAAAAUGUCCCGCAUUUGGCCCAGUCGACAAGUCAGUUGUAGUUUUUUAGCAAAUUGCCACAAAGACAACCGUGUAUAAAUGUAUUCUUUUCGUACAAGAGCAUAUCUUGCUUUGAAUUUGUACUUUCAGAAACCAAAUAUUUAUCAGCUUUGAGCAAAGAUUUUUAGAGUAUCAAUUCUUUCUAUUUGGCAAAACAUUUGAAAUUUAUUUUUAAGAACAUCUUGGUAUGUUAAUAUGCGCGAUUUAUAUGAAGUCCAAUAUUUUUAUCUAAAAAUACAUAAGGGCUAUUUUUUCUGUUUUCUAAAGUUUAUAAAGCCCCAUUUGUUCGUCCAAACGUUGCAAAUUGUGUAAAUGAUUGUGCCUUCCCGCUUAUUUCUAUUUGCGUGGCCUAUUUUAAAACCCGGACAUGUUACUAGCAAAUAAACACAUAAAACAAAUAGUAGGCCUACACUUAAUGCGUUUCAAUGUUUUUUUGUAUGGUGGGUGCUUUUGGGUUUCUGUAAAUGGACAUAUUUCUAACAUCCAAACUGAGCUCUGGAGAGAAAAGUACUGUAAGUUCAGAUGCAUUAUGAACGAUUAAUAUUGGUUUUAUAUUCUUUGUGUAAAACAUAUUGUUCUAUUGUAAAUAGGAAAUUUUGACUAUCGCUGAUGUACUUUUGCAAGUUGAUAAAAAUAAACAGGAUUGUUGAUAUUUAUAAAUACUGUCUGUGUUAUGUGUACUAUGUACAUGUAUAUAUGUUAAUUGUACAGAUAAGUUAGAG